Manihot esculenta (cassava) is the source of this 1471-nucleotide messenger RNA. RefSeq lists its product as uncharacterized. Lineage: Eukaryota; Viridiplantae; Streptophyta; Magnoliopsida; Malpighiales; Euphorbiaceae. The transcript is spliced from 9 exons. The record is from RefSeq and is a predicted model, not a curated record. The coding region runs from base 435 to 1289 and encodes 284 amino acids.
AAUAAGCAUCAUGCGUUAAAGGAGGUGGAAAUCUCCUGCUCCCUGAUACACACGCCACUUUGCAAUCAAAACGUGUCAGUAGAUCUACCUUCGUUUCGCUUUCGGUUGACGCCAUUAAUAGUACACAAAAAAGUCUUUUCCUCUUGAUGGGGACGUGUCAGACUCUGAUACGAGUCCAAAGUGUCCUCGUUUGUCAACUGUCCCUAUAUUUCAGUUUCUUCUAGAUCUCCCAUCCAAUCAAAUUUAAUAAAAUUAAAUACUUUUUUUCUUUUCCCUGAAGCGUCUUCAACCCCCCACCUCUCUCUAUUUAACAGGACCUAACUAAAUAAUUCGUCUUCUUCUCUCGCAUCUUCUGCUUUUCGAUUCAUCCCUCUUGUACUUUCUCUACAUUUUGUGCAGUUCUGCGAUCCAUCCGUUUGUAGCUGCAUAUAGAAAUGGAGUAUGAAGGGAACCAACCACAGGAUCUGGCGAAGUACGAGUGUCUUCUUUUUGAUAUAGAUGACACGCUUUAUCCUACCAGUUCUGGUUUGUCGCAACAUGUCAAAAAUAAUAUUGAAGAGUAUAUGAUUCAAAAGCUCGGCAUUGAGGAAAGUAAAGUUUCAGAGUUGUGUGUUUCUCUAUACAAAUAUUAUGGGACAACAUUGGCUGGUCUCAGGGCUAUUGGGUAUAAGUUCGACUAUGAUGACUUCCAUAGCUUCGUUCAUGGAAGAUUACCCUAUGAUAUCCUGAAGCCUGACCCUGUGCUUAGAAAUCUCUUGCACAGCGUAGCUGUUCGGAAAGUUAUUUUCACCAAUGCAGACAAGAACCAUGCUGCUAGGGUUCUCGAUAGACUUGGUUUAGAGGACUGCUUUGAAGGGGUUAUAUGCUUUGAGACCUUGAAUAACCCUAACAAAGGAAAUGAUCGUCCCAAAAAGGAUGAAAAUGCUGUUUUUGAUAUCAAUGAAUAUAGUGCUGCUUCUGAUGCUGAUGCUGAUAUUGCACUUCCAAAGUCACCAGUUGUCUGCAAACCAUUUGAAGAGGCAUUUGACGAGGUCUUUAAGAUUGCCAGCAUCAACCCUCAAAGAACGUUAUUUUUCGAUGAUAGCAUCCGUAAUUUACAGACUGGGAAACGAAUGGGUCUUAAUACUGUGUGGAUAGGCUCUUCCCAUCGAAUUGAAGGGGUGGAUUACGCCCUAGAAAGCAUCCACAACAUCAAGGAAGCACUGCCGGAGCUCUGGGAGGCUAAUGAGAAGUCUGCAGAUGCUAGGUAUUCGGGGAAGGUUGCCAUUGAGACUUCAGUGAGGGCAUAACAUAGAUUUUAGAUAGAUUUGAGAACAUGCCAAAAAAAUAUCUAAUAUUAGCUGUUUUAAACGAUUUUGAAUGCCUGUAUUGGGGACCUGGAGCAGGGUGGGCCUUCCUGCAUGGUUCCUUUGGAAUAUUAAUCUGGAUUUAUUCUAAGGGAAAAAUAAAGAAAAGGUUUCUUUCUUAUUUC